CUACUAUCCAGUAAGUUGCUUCCUACCCCCGGACCAGCUGAGAAGGGGAGCACUCGGGGAUUUCAGCGUGGUAAGGUAGGGUCAACGAGGUGUCUCUGUGGUACCGUAGCCAGCUCAGUGUUGACUGUCAGCUCAAUAUGGAACUCGGCUGAAGGCAGGAGUAACGAAAGAAGUGGGAGGAUUUGUCCCUUGGGAAGGAAAAUGUCGAGAUCGUCACAGGGGGUGGUCCAGACCGACCCCACUCUGGACAACCCUUUGGGGGCCCAUUUGAUGGAUUUGGGGCCAGCAAGAGGGUCGUGCUUGUGUGCGACAAGCAAAUCUCGGUGCAGCACUGCAGGUGCACUCCCAGCCAGGGGCGCUAAGACCAGGAAGAUUGCGCUGGCGGCUUGGUGGAGAACGUCAUUCGACCUGGUCUUGGUGCAGGAGCUUGGGCGGGUUUUAAUUACCAGCUGUCACUGGCGGCGGCGGGGAAUGGGCGAUCGAGGAGAGGGACGGAACACAUGUAAUGUCCGACAAAUAUAACCUCUUUUGCCCUUUUCACUUUCCAUGUGGUUCACUACAUUUGUUCUCCCAUCUUUCUAGACAACCUUGGACGAACGUUUCCAAGAACAAUCCACGACACACCGUCGACACAUCACCUAGUAGCAUUCACGAUACUCCUCAUUCGAGCGCAACCCGAUCUUGCACAUCACGACCAUGGCCGACACCAAGGACCUCCCCCAGAGGUCGGGGACCAUCAUGACCAACAACUCUGUCCUUAGCGACGAUGCUGUUCCCGAAGUCGAUCCCACCAGCACCGCUGGCCUCCUCGCAGAGCGACUCCAAGCAUGGAAGCACUCCGUUGGAUACCUCGAGGACUAUAUCGGAGCCGUCGAGAAGAUCCACAAGGCCCAGUCCAAGGAAUACGAAAAGGCUCUCAAGACCAUCUCCCAUCCCUUGAAGGAGGGCCACCACUUCGACCAGAGCCUCGGCGGUAUCGCAGCCUACUUUGAGAACAUGCGCUCCAAUACUCAGGCGAUUAUUAACACCAAUCUCGAGACGGAGAAGACCAUCAAGGGCUCCAUCCUCCCGGUCCUCGAACGCCUGCACAAGGAGAUCAAGCACAAGGGCAAGGAGCUGGCACACGGCGCCCAGAAGGGUGCCAAGGAGGUUGAGAAGGCUCGCAACACCACGCAGAAGCACAUUGAGCUUCUCGGCUCCCAGACCGCCUCCUUCGAGUCCGCCGGCGGCAAAAUGCACGGAACCGACGAUCCUUACGUCGUCAACCGUGGUGUCCUACACAGACUUCACAAGCAGGUUCUCGAGGAGAACAACAACCGCAACGACCUGAUUGCUGUCCAAAACAACUUCAAGGACUUCGAGGCACACGUUAUCGAGGUUAUUCAGCAGGCGAUGGAGCAGUUCAUCCAGCUCACCGGUGGCCAGGCCGAGAAGACUCGCGCUCUCUACUCCGACAUGCUGGGUGCCAUCCAGAGAGUCCCGGGUGAUUUCGAGUGGAACGGCUUCGUGACGCGUAGCGGCGAUCGCUUGGUCAACCCCAACGACCCACCGCGGUCUGUCGAGGCCAUCAACUUCCCCAACAUGGACCACGCCUCCGUCAAGCCUCUCAUUGAGGGUUCCCUGGAACGCAAGUCGCGUAACAAGCUUUCCUGGGGCUACUCUACCGGCUACUACGUUGUUACCCCGACCAAGUUCCUCCACGAGUUCAAGGACAAUGACAACACUCGCUCUGACCCCAAACCAGAGCUUUCCAUCUAUCUGCCAGACGCUGUCAUUGGGCUUCCCAACGGAAACAAGUUCAACGUCAAGGGCAAGGACAAGAGCAAAUCAAUCAGCUCAAAGCUCACCGGAUCAUCCGAGCUGGCUUUCCAGGCCCACACCCCCGAUGAGGCGCAAAAGUGGUUUGAGGUUAUCAAGAACGUUGCGGGAGCCACCGGCCCCGCGGAGCCCAACUCCACGCCUACUUCGCCCGUCGUUGCCCAGGACGAGAAGAUGCCUUCCAUCGCGCCAGCCGCAACCACCCAGUCCGGCCAUUCAGCACAAGAGGCCGGUGUUACUGGUCACGACCCUACCGCGAGCCCAGAGCUCAUGAGCCCGGUCGACGGCCCAUCCUCCAGCGCUGUGGCUGCACCCGCGGCUGCUCCAGCUGCAACAGCGCCUGUUGACGAGAAGAAGAUCUAAGGAUUCGCACGACACCCUCAGGUCUGAGAUCCCUACACUUGCAGACCUAGUCCGAUACCUCGAGCAGAGUCCUUUCGACAGCCCUAUUUUCCUCAACAAAGUGAGGCGACUGCUACGGGCGGCUCAUCGACUUGCGCACCACUGGUUGCCUUGUUGUUUAGUCUCCUAGGGCGGAAUCGCACCUCAUAUGACUUCGACUUGACCACACCACUACACCUGAUUGGUUACAUCACUUCUGCGCAACAUCACAGCCUUACAUCCCCGUUGCUUUUUUUGCGGCCCUUUCCAGCACACGCGCUUGGAGGAUACCAUUUUGAUUUAUGGUUAUAUAAUAUAGCGAGCCCUAAUCAAACAACAAUUAUGAUCGUUGACUCUUGUCCGAUUCCGAGUUCAUUUACAGUCACCUUGAUCGAGUCUGAUUCCCUUGAAUUAACCACAGUGACUAGAAAAUCGAGUUGAUAGCUGGCCAGUAGGAUGUAUGCCUUGGCGCAGGCUGUGCCUCACCACCCUCCUCCACUCCGAGACAAGGCGCCCAUACCACCAUCGAUACCGCGUGGAUGUCUGCAUCUCAUCGCGGAGCCCUAUUUAUAAGUGCAGAACGCUCCCGCGUCUUAGGCUGUCGAUACCAGCGACAUAUUUGAUUCAGUAUUUGGCGCACACCUCGCUGUGGUCGUCUGCCGAGGAAUGCGGCCAGCGUAUUGAGUCAACGGUGCAACUGAAGAAAAAGCGCUCACCAUGC
Molecule: messenger RNA, 2920 nt
Organism: Colletotrichum scovillei
Lineage: Eukaryota; Fungi; Ascomycota; Sordariomycetes; Glomerellales; Glomerellaceae
Product: PH domain-containing protein
Exons: 2
Coding region: 697-2181 (494 amino acids)
Source: RefSeq, a predicted model, not a curated record